GUGUAAUAUCUGUGUAUCUCAAGAAGGACAGUAUCGGAAAUCUGAAUCUUGUAGCCUCUCCACGCACAGAUAAUCACAAUUCCUUGGAUAACACCUCAAAGGAGUGUUCAAUGACAAUAUGGCAGAAACUCAAUCAAACAAAAACCAGCAAGAAUGAUCACACAUUUGUCAAAUGGAAUCACAGCCAAUUCACAAAUGUCAUUGAAAGCAGCUGCCAUGGGAACACACGAUUGCAGUCUGAUCUUCAGUACCACCAAGAUGUAUCAUCACUUAUGGAAGAUGCCAAUGGGAACCAACAGGCAAAUAACAGCUUUAAUCCUUGGGGAUUGCAUUGCCACAAACAGCACCUAAAUCGCAUGUCUUCCAAAAAUAAUGAGAAUAAACCUCAUCGUAUCUUUUUUCCUGAAUUAGCCGAACAGUACAGUACACAUGUACAAUUGACAACUUGUACUUUUUAAAGGCUACUAGUAUUAUAAUAAGUAUAAACAUAAAAGGGACAGUAUAUCAAAAGUUUAAGUGCACUAUGUUAAUGACAAAACC
Protobothrops mucrosquamatus (brown spotted pit viper) is the source of this 540-nucleotide messenger RNA. Its product is annotated as inositol hexakisphosphate kinase 3-like. NCBI's taxonomy places the organism in Eukaryota, Metazoa, Chordata, Lepidosauria, Squamata, Viperidae. The annotation marks the transcript as partial. The record is from RefSeq and is a predicted model, not a curated record. The transcript has 2 exons.